This is a messenger RNA of Phyllostomus discolor (pale spear-nosed bat), 1878 nucleotides long. RefSeq names its product harakiri, BCL2 interacting protein (gene HRK). Gene Ontology annotation, cellular component: mitochondrion. Bases 130 to 405 code for a protein of 91 amino acids. The record is from RefSeq and is a predicted model, not a curated record. The transcript has 2 exons. Lineage: Eukaryota; Metazoa; Chordata; Mammalia; Chiroptera; Phyllostomidae. Gene Ontology annotation, biological process: positive regulation of apoptotic process.
ACACCGGGAGAAACUUGGUGUCCAGGGGAGGCCCCCGGCGGCUGGAGCGCGGCGGAGGCAGGCGCACAGGCCGGAGGGAGAGGAGCCGAGGGGCGGCCCGAACGCGGGGAGGGAGCGAGGCGAGCGGUCAUGUGCCCGUGCCCCCUGCACCGGGGCCGCGGCCCCCCGGCCGUGUGCGCCUGCAGCGCGGACCGCCUGGGGCUGCGCUCGUCCGCGGCGCAGCUCACCGCCGCCCGACUCAAGGCGCUCGGCGACGAGCUGCACCAGCGCACCAUGUGGCGGCGCCGCGCGCGGAGCCGGAGGGCGCCGGCGCCCGGCGCGCUCCCCACCUACUGGCCCUGGCUGUGCGCGGCCGCGCAGGUGGCGGCGCUGGCGGCCUGGCUGCUCGGCAGGCGGAACUUGUAGGAACGCGGGGCUUCUUGGUGGGGCCGGAGCCGAGACCCAGCCGGAGCAAGCAACAGGUUGGUGAAAACCCUGUGUCCUUGGAGAAAGCUGGUUGCCGUUUUCCCGAGAGGGAGCCCAGAGCUUGAAAGGCGGCGGUUGGCACUUCGAGAAGGAAGUGGAGAAUGAAAACAGCGCCUGGAGCACUAGAGCAAAGCGGAAUGGGACUGGGGAAGCCCUCUGGAUAUCCAGCUGCAGAAACAAAACACCCCAAUGCUAUUUACAUACAGCUCGCUCUAUAUAUAUAAAAAAGAAAAUAUGAAUAUUGCUACUCAGUGCAUGCCUUGUUGAGGACGUGGUCCCCUCCCUUCUCUGCACCUCCCGAUGUGAACUUGACUCUUUCAUGUCUGGGGCACCGGAAGACAGAUGCCUACCGUGUACCGAGAAACGUCACCAAGACUGGUGGGAAUUAGCCUCAGAGCCGACCAACCACCUGGGGAGGGAUGCUGGUGGAGUAAGAGGUGAAACGGCAAAAGGCAAAAUAGAAAGGAAAAAAAAAGUGAGGAGGACUCGAGGCCAGUUUGUAGGGGCAGUCCGGGAUACUUCCAUUCCCAAGUCCAGACGAGUCCCAGCCUCUCUCUGUCCCUAAGAUAGACAGCUAGUCCCACUGUCCCAUCAACACAGAUUGGAUGUCCCCACUGCCAAUCAGUCAGGUGUCUCUGGUGCUUCUCGUCAACUUCGCUGGUGCUAAGCGCGUUUCUGCUGGUGCUGCCUUGGCAUUGUGUCGCCAGACCUGCGAGACCAGGGGACGAGAGGGAUUUCGGUUUGCUGUUUCCAAUUCUUUUUUUUUCUAAAGGGACAAGAGGCAAGUGCUACUGGAGAGUCUCUUCUCUUUCUAUGGGGACGAAUGUCCAGAGGUGUGCAGGAGCAGACCUUGAGUUCUGGGAGGGAGGGAGGGCAUGCUGAUUAUGAGGUGGAAAGCUGACCUCAUCUAUGACUUGUUUGCUGUCUCUUCCACCCCCGAAAAAGUACCCUGGGAGUUCAGCCCACAGCCUCCUCCACUCCCCAAGGGAAUUUCAGGGAUUAGGUUUUUAUGGAUUAAAGAGCUAAGACAUGGCUACGCGCUAGUCAAGGGUAAUUUAUAAGCAAGGUACGGUGGGGGAGGGUAUGGGUCAUUUAAAUGAAAUGCACCAGCAUCUCACUGACUGACAGAGGGUCUAACUGUAAGCACCUCCCCCAGUAAGCUCCUAUUUUCAGAACUUUCUAGAAGGGCUAAAAACAAAAAGAUGUGUGCUGGACUGAGACUUGGCUGCAAAGACUCUUCAGGGAACAAUUAUUUUUUGCUUUCCUUUAAAAAAAAAAAUCCAACAGAAACAGGUAUUACUCCUCUGUGCAGGGCAUCGCACUGCCAUUUCCAAAGCAGAGAUGGCGGUGAGUGGCCAGGCUGCAGGUUGAGUCAUUCCACAAGGCUGGGUUUGGGUCUGCAGCUCACUAGCC